AUGUUUCAUCAGCUGCACUUGGACUUCAACGUUCAGCAGUGCAAUACAUUUACUAGAAAAACGGAGUACAUGAAACGGAGUCCAAACCCGGGCCAUGACAGUGCAGUGCGAGGCUCAAGAAUGAAUGAGAAGGGAAGGCGAAUAAACCGCAACGCACGCUCGAAAAAGGGCAGUGGAGCACUAAUUGAAACCGUACGACUGAUGCAAGCAAAGCUCCCAAUCCUUAAGUAUGGCAGCACCGAGAGUUAUUGGGCAUUCAGGAGACAGUUUCAAGAAUUUUUUCUUGACACAUCAGCUUCAGCCAUGCACAAAUUAAACCAGUUAUACACCAGUUGCGACUGGGAGAUUCAAAAACUCAUAUCUCAUUGCAUGGCAUUACCAGCAGGUAGGGGUCUCAAAGUAGCGCUAAAAAUACUAGACAAAAGAUUUGGUGAUGAAAAUACGUACAUGAAUCAAUCACGGGAGAAGUUAAUUAGAGGACCCAAAAUAAGAGAGAAUGAUUACCGGGCACUCUCUACAAUGUGUGCCCAACUGACGUCAUUCAUUUCAUUUGCGGAAAACUUGGACAAACUGACUGAAAUUGACAAUCGACCAACAAUCAGAGACAUUAUAUUGAGAUUGGAUGAUGCCAUGCAAAGCCGUUGGAGUGUAUAUUGGACAGGAAAAAGGGGUGAACGCACUCAGCAUAUAAAGGAUGUCUUGAAGUUCCUGGAAAGAGAAACCAAGAGAAUAGAAAAUGAACUCGUCCUUAAAGAAAAUUACAACACAGAGACCCAGAGAUUAUACAUUGGAACACAGGAGACUCAAAGGGAAGGUACGUCCGCUGGAAUGAAGCGCAAUCAUAAGUACCCAAUUAAACCACACACUCGUGAAGUGUCUCUUAUUACACAAAGCGAACCACCCACAAGAUUCAUCGGGAGCAGAGGUGUUACAAACAGAUGCCGUUUAUGUGGGGAGAAUCAUACACUUUCUUUGUGUGAUGUGUUCAGAGUAUUGCAUGUGGACCAUCGCAAAAAGAUUGUGAGGGCACAAGGAAAAUGUUUUGUUUGUCUGAAGGAGAGUCAUAUGGCUAAGGAUUGCAGAGCACGGCCUUGUGGUGUAGACAACUGCAAUGGACGUCACUCUAGAUGGCUUCAUGAAACCUCACCAGACAACCAGAUCUGGGUGACCCAUACCAUAGGCAGGGAGAAAAGGAUAGCACUGCCCAUAGUGCCAGUUGUUCUGUCUGGAGACACCCAUAUAAAACCAAGGAUUACAACUUGUGCUUUACUGGAUUCUGGCAGUACCCGUUCAUUCUGCUCAAGGAAAAUUGUGGAGCGACUAAGGCUAAGAGAAAAGAGGCAACCCACGGUAAUUGCCACCCUUUUAAAUAAGGAUCAGCAAGAGUCAACAUGUGUUGAGCUAAUGGUCACAGGUUUAUAUGGAAAAAGGACAACUCCCUUAAGGCUAACAGAAGUUAUUGUCAUGGAUUCCCUACCUGAAAGUCUAAUGGAGACCAAAGCAGAUCCAGACAAGACAGCUCAGUGGGUGCACUUGAAAGACUUAGCACAUAUGCACAGACAGGUGAAACAUCUAUCAGUAGAAUUGUUGAUCGGACAGGACUCUCCUCAAGCACUGACACCUAUCGAAGUCCGGAGAGGACAAAGUGGGGAGCCAUUUGCAAUCAAGACAAAGUUAGGAUGGUCUAUAAAUGGUCCACUAGAUUUGACAAAGGGCGAGGCUAUAAGUUUUGGCGCUUUUGUGGAAGAAGUACCAAAGAAUAAACUUCAAUGCCCAUUGUUGGAGAAGGCAAUCAAGCGGUUCUGGGAGAUAGAUGAGGGUGAAGACCCAGAUAAAAGAGGACAGUCGGUGGAAGAUCAACAGGUUAUAACUAUGUGGAAAAGAGAAGGGAACAGAACUGGAAACCAUCACCAAUUUCCAAUACCCUUCAGGGAAAGAGACCUUACCAUGCCAGACAACUUAUCAAUGGCGCUCAGGAGAUUAGCAGGACUGAAGGCCAGGUUGAUCCAGAAGGGAGGGUCGCACUGUCUGCAGACAUUGAAGCCAUGUUCCAUCAAGUUUUGGUAG
This is a messenger RNA of Penaeus monodon (black tiger shrimp), 2067 nucleotides long. RefSeq lists its product as uncharacterized. NCBI's taxonomy places the organism in Eukaryota, Metazoa, Arthropoda, Malacostraca, Decapoda, Penaeidae. The record is from RefSeq and is a predicted model, not a curated record. Bases 1 to 2067 code for a protein of 688 amino acids. The transcript has 4 exons. Gene Ontology annotation, molecular function: zinc ion binding; nucleic acid binding.